This is a messenger RNA of Aplysia californica (California sea hare), 985 nucleotides long. RefSeq names its product acetylcholine-binding protein-like. The transcript has 2 exons. The record is from RefSeq and is a predicted model, not a curated record. Bases 1 to 750 code for a protein of 249 amino acids. NCBI's taxonomy places the organism in Eukaryota, Metazoa, Mollusca, Gastropoda, Aplysiida, Aplysiidae. Gene Ontology annotation, cellular component: neuron projection; synapse; membrane. Gene Ontology annotation, biological process: chemical synaptic transmission; regulation of membrane potential; monoatomic ion transmembrane transport. Gene Ontology annotation, molecular function: transmembrane signaling receptor activity; neurotransmitter receptor activity; extracellular ligand-gated monoatomic ion channel activity.
AUGAAAAGGAAAACCGCGCCGGAAUACUCGAUCCUGUCCUUUAAACAUUAUCAAAAACAACUCAUAUUUUUCAACUUUAACUUAUUCUCCUCCUCAUCCCCCCCAGGCGCCUCCUCGGCAAGCCGCUACAACGAACUGUACAACUGGGUCAGCGGAAAAGCCUCCCCAGGAUUCCCCCAACCCGACGACUCCGGACCCCUGGAUGUGGACAUGCGUCUGACCAAAUUGGAUGUCGUUGAUGUGGACAGUGCCAACAACCUGGUCACUUUGAUUGCCAGAAGAAGGGUUCUGUGGGCUGACCGUAAUUUGGCCUUUGACGAGGCCACGUACAACGUAUCCUGUGUGUAUGCUGCGGCCACCAACAUCUGGACUCCUGACAGUACUUUCUACAACUCUGCUAGCCAGGAGCAUGUGUUGAACCGUGAGGUCAUCGUCUUUGCCGGAGGUGAGUUGCUGGAAAUUGAAAGAGUCCAGGUGUCCAUCAACUGUGACCUGAGUGGUGUGAACACCUACACUGGCGCCACCUGCCACCUCCAACUUGGCUCCUACGGUUUGGGAAAUGAGCUGUUCCAUCUCAGGGAGCCCAAGGACAACUGGACCUUCCAUCUGGAGUCGGCUUUCAACGGAGCCUCCCCCUACGAGCUUCUGUCUGGUGACGUCAGCAAAUCUGUGGAGCCCUACGCUUCCGGUGACCCCGAGCAGUUCUAUUACGAUGCUCUGACCUUCACCUUCAGCUUCAGAAGAAAGUAGGAUGGUCCAAAAUCUGGUGUGAGUUGAUCAACUCCUGUUUGUCUGAUGAUUGACUCUGAGCGUCUGUUUGUUUGAAUGGUGGAAUUUGUUGCAACAGAAUCCCAGAUGCAGAGAGUAUGUGUGGAAGUAGGGACAGAACAUGCAUUUCUUGAACUCACCAUGGUUAAGAACAUUUUUCUGAUGUCAACCAUUUUGAUUUGGAUCCCUUGAAAUAAACGAUACUUGUUUUCAUUUA